Molecule: messenger RNA, 297 nt
Organism: Auanema sp. JU1783
Lineage: Eukaryota; Metazoa; Nematoda; Chromadorea; Rhabditida; Rhabditidae
Source: the annotation of a GenBank genome assembly
AUGUAUCUCAAGUUCUUCAGCAUUACUAUACUGUUCGCCAUAUUCGCAGAACUACACUGCAUAACAUUGCUACAAUCAUAUAGAUCGCCAGCAGCUGCCAUAAGAAGACAAGGUCAAUCCAAUACAAGAUUCCGUCCUGUAUUGUUUUUGCGAGGUGACGACGAUUGGAGGAAACAGUUGGGCCAAGAAACCCUGACUGAUCAAGUGAUGGAUGAGAAUGGUAUUUUCUACAAUGUUCGUCCGCAACCAAAAGACAUAACUAAUGCAUUCUCCUCUAAUCCUAAUCGUGUCGGUUAA